This is a messenger RNA of Acanthoscelides obtectus, 411 nucleotides long. The record is from the annotation of a GenBank genome assembly. NCBI's taxonomy places the organism in Eukaryota, Metazoa, Arthropoda, Insecta, Coleoptera, Chrysomelidae.
AUGGUGUUCUCUUGUGGGCUCAAAGACAUGCGUACAACUCCCGAGAACAUGCUCUUCGAAUCCUACAUCCCAGAUGGAAUGAAUUUUUGGGUGGAGUUCAUGCUAGAGCAUAUCCCUGCCUACGGAUUGAUGUUGCUCGAAAUAGCUUUAGACUUUUUGAUCUGUACGAUUAUUUCAUUGACCACGCUACAGUUUAAACUGCUUGGAUACGAAUUGGAGACAAUAUUCUGUAACCCAGAAGAUACAAGUCAUCAGACAUCCGAAAAAAUACGAAGGUGUAAUCUACAUCAUACGUUUCUUUUAAGUUUCAGAUCAAAGGUGAACGAUGCUUUCUCAUUGCUUAUGUUGGCAUACAUUGGCGUGGUUGUUAUGAUUCUAUGCAUGGAAAUAUAUCUGAUGUUUCAAAUGUAA